Mollisia scopiformis is the source of this 1998-nucleotide messenger RNA. Its product is annotated as DnaJ-domain-containing protein. The record is from RefSeq and is a predicted model, not a curated record. Gene Ontology annotation, molecular function: ATP binding; heat shock protein binding. The coding region runs from base 119 to 1792 and encodes 557 amino acids. The transcript is spliced from 3 exons. Gene Ontology annotation, biological process: response to heat; protein refolding. Gene Ontology annotation, cellular component: cytoplasm. NCBI's taxonomy places the organism in Eukaryota, Fungi, Ascomycota, Leotiomycetes, Helotiales, Mollisiaceae.
GCAAUUUUUACCUUACUACAAUUUCCGCACUUAACACAACUUUGAUUCCUGUAUUUGCAUUCUGUCCUCCUCUUGAGCUGGUCAGGUCUGCUUCGAUGCAAGCCACUCAUAUACAACGAUGAAAGCAGGGACAAUAGGCCUUUUCAGCAAGGCCGCCACAGCGACUCGAGUUCUAUGUCCAACGCAAGCUUCUCGACCAAUAUGUAUCAGAGAUGGAGGCCCAAGCAGUCAACCCAAGAGAGAAUUAUGCUCCUCAUCAAGUAGCCGUCCGCAACGGCCACGAGCGAUAAGAUCAACGUCUAUGCGCCCUGAUCUGUCAAGUAAACGGAACUUUCACGCAAGCUCGAAUCUCCAAGCCACGAAAGAUCCUUAUAGCGUACUCGGUGUCAAUAAGGGAGCUUCAGCUGGAGAUAUUAAGAAGGCCUACUACGGCUUGGCGAAGAAAUAUCAUCCAGAUACCAACAAGGACCCCACAGCAAAGGAUAGAUUCGCAGAAGCACAAUCAGCAUAUGAGCUCCUCACUGACCCGCAGAAGAAGGCUGCAUGGGAUCAAUUCGGUGCCGCAGCAUUCGAUCAGGGUGGUCCAACUCCCGGCGGUGGAGAUCCCUUUGGCGGCGCUGGUUUUGGUAGCGGAGCAGCAGGUGCUGGUGGAUUUUCUGGUGGAUUUGGUGGCGGCUACGCAGCUGACUUCAACUUCGAAGAUCUGUUCAAGGGCUUUGGCGGCUUCCCCGGUGUGCGGAGAGGUCGUUCAGGAGGCCGGAACCCAUUCCAGCAAGAGGAAAUCCUAGUUGGAGACACCAUCGAAGUCCAGACAAAUAUAUCUUUCAAGGAAGCCGCAACCGGGACUACAAAGACCAUCAAUAUAUCGCCCCUGACGACAUGUAAGACGUGUUCUGGAGGAGGUUUGAAAGCUGGUGCCAAGCGGUCGGAGUGCAAAGCCUGUGGAGGUACUGGGACACGGGUACACUUCAUGUCUGGUGGUUUCCAAAUGGCAUCAACUUGCGGCGUUUGCGGCGGUCAAGGUAUCACAAUACCAAAAGGGUCAGAAUGUAGGACAUGUUCAGGGAACGGUGUUGUUAGAGAGAGGAAAGCUGUCACCGUUGACAUACCAGGUGGCAUCGACGACGGCAUGGCAAUACUGGUGAGGGAGGAAGGUGAUGCACCACCCACAGGUCAAGCUGCAAAUCCCAACUCCAAAACCAUGCGAGGAGACCUCCGUGUGCUCAUCAGGGUGGCCACAGACCCCAAGUUCAGUCGCUCAGGCUCAGACAUCUUGUAUACUGCUACUAUACCACUUACAACUGCUUUGUUGGGAGGCCAAGUCAAGAUCCCAACUUUAGAUGGAGAGGUUGAAGUCAAGGUCGCUACGGGCACCGGCACUGGAGACAAGAUCACUCUGGGAGGAAUGGGAAUGAAGAGUUUGGAACGCGGCAAGUGGUCUGGAAAGGGGGAUCUGAAAGUCGAAUUCAAAGUCAGCAUGCCAAAAUAUCUCAGUGCCAAUCAACGAACUAUUUUGGAAAUGCUUGCGGAUGAAAUGGGCGACAAAACGGCGAAACGAAUCAUGAAUGUUGGAAGACCGAAUAAUGCAUCCGAAUCUGGAUCCCCAUCCGCAGAUGAUCAUAAGAACGAAGGAUUCCUGAAAUCUGUGUGGCAUAAUAUUACUGGGAAUGCCGCCCAUAAAGACGCCGCAGAUGAACAUCCGUCGUCUUCAUCACCUUCAAAAGAUGAACCUGCUACAAAGGAUUCUGCAACCAAGGACAAAGACAAAAAGGCAUCUGGAAGUGGUGCGUGAUUUGCGUGUACCAUAGAAGCUCUAUUUGAAUUGACUGCAUCAGCGAGGAAGGGAGACUUUGGGAUUGGAGCAAAGGCGUCUGUAUAUUAAGGACCACUGGAUCAGCGAGCAGCUUAUAUCCAGUUUGUACAUCUAGACUAGCCUAUAUAGGAGGAAACUCAGCUCUGAAAGCAUUCCUGUGAUAUUCUUCUAUCUGCUGUAUAUUA